UCCGCUUUGCUGAGAAUAGACGUAUUAAUUUGUCUUGGUAAUUCGUAAGAAUUUUGUACAAACCAUUCCAAUAAAUAAAUUUGUAUUAAAAAUACUUCUUAAAAUUAUGGGGCGACUCCUUAGCUGUAUUUUUCUCAGCCUUUUUCUUCAAACUUCUUUCAUUUCUGCUAAGCUACCAGACUGGGUAACUCCGGAAAUGGUCGCAAUGGUUGCAGAUGAUAAAGCUAAAUGCAUGGCUGUACAUGGGACAACACAAGAUUUAAUCGAUUCGGUAAACGAUGGAAACAUUCCAAAUGAUCCUAAAAUUACAUGCUACAUGUAUUGUUUAUUUGAAUCAUUCAGUGUGAUUGAUGAAGAUGGUCAGCUUGAAGCUGAAAUGCUAGCGGGGUUAUUUCCAGAAGACAUCCAAGCUAAAGGGUUAAAAGUACUUCCACCGUGUGCGACUCAAGAUGGCGCGGAUAAUUGCGAAAAAGUAUACAAAAUAGCUACAUGUAUACUUAAGGCUGAUCCUUCGUUAUGGUUUAUGUUAUAAUGAUUGAUGACGGAAAAUCGUAUUUUGAAUCAAUAAGGAUUAAAGAAGAACGUCAGAGAAGUAUUCUUAUAAAUGUAAUGGAACGUAAAUGUUGAUUAUUCUUUCAUAAAAGUAACUAGCAAAAAAUUUUUUCGAGAUUUGAAAAAAAAAAACUUCCUAAAGCAAUUGUUUAUUAGCAAUUUAUCCAUUUAUCAUUAUUAAUUCAUUGAGAAAUGUAUAUUUACAUAAUAUCAUAGAAUAAAAUAUGAUGAAAAUUAAUAAAUAAUGACUAAGGAGCUGGAUAUACUCAGAAUAGAAUUUAUUAAUUUACGUAAAAUUAUGGUACAUACCUUUUCAAAUAAAAAAAAAUUGAAUCCACAGUGAUAUAAAGAGGAAUUCACUUAUAUCUUAUGCGACGAAUAACAAUAUAUAUAUUAUUCAUAGACAUCAAUUACAAAUUAAUUAAUGUCAUAAGCAUGAAAUCACAUGCAAGCUUUGUUACUACAAAAUACAAUAACCAAUAAUAACUUCCCACUGGAAAGUUAAAAAUUGUGAACAAAAAAUUAGACAAAUAAACCAUAAGCCACAAACGAUGUCUAAA
This is a messenger RNA of Chelonus insularis, 1112 nucleotides long. RefSeq names its product general odorant-binding protein 69a-like (gene Obp1). The transcript is spliced from 6 exons. The coding region runs from base 107 to 532 and encodes 141 amino acids. Gene Ontology annotation, molecular function: odorant binding. The record is from RefSeq and is a predicted model, not a curated record. Lineage: Eukaryota; Metazoa; Arthropoda; Insecta; Hymenoptera; Braconidae.